UUGCGACAAACUCAGGGGGAAACUCUUUCUUCCCCCCCCACCACAGUCUGUGGCAAGUUUGCCAUGUCCUUUCUCUUGUACUGCCUAUGUCAGUGCUGCUGUUUGUUCCCAUCCGUGUGUCUCUUUAUAUUCUUAACCUGUCUUUUCCUCGCUAUUUGUUUGCUCGAUUCCUACGAUUUCAUACUCGUGUCACCCGAUGAAGGAGUUGUUUGAGUGAUUCUUGCUCUCCCACAUCGUGCUGGUAUAUUGACAACAGGAAUUAGCAUCGCCAAAAGAGAAUCCUAUUUCACUGACUAGAAACUGUUCGAAUGACCAAUGCCUGCCAACAAUUCCGUGAGAGGAUCGACCAACGAACAUACAUUAUACCGUGAAUAUUGAGAUGAAAUACAAGCCAUCCCUGGGAGACAGUUAUCAAAGCUGCGAUGCGUAAAUACCCCAAUCCCAUGAAUCCCAAUGUGGUAGGAGUGGAUGUGUUGGAGAGAAAUCUUGAUACUCGAGGAAGACUGCAUAGCUAUCGUCUGCUUAGCACCGAGUGGGGCCUCCCCAGCAUUGUUAUAGCUAUACUAGGUACAAGCAGGACCACAACGUAUAUUAAAGAACAUUCUGUUGUAGAUCCAGUUGAACGGACAAUGGAACUUAGUUCUUCUAAUAUAACUCUCAGUAACCUUGUAUCAGUAGAUGAAAGACUAAUGUAUCGAUCUCAUCCUGAGAAUCCAGAAAAAACCAUUUUGACCCAGGAGGCAAUAAUCACAGUGAAAGGAGUUAUCUUCAGUAGCUAUUUGGAAGGAUUAAUGGCCAACACAAUUUCUGCCAAUGCAGGAAAGGGCUGCAAAGGAGUGGAGUGUGUUCUAGGCAAGAUAAAUGUGGAAAAUGAAAUGUCUGUCCAAGGAAGCAUUAAGUCUCCAAUGGCCUCAGCAGCUGCCGAAGAUUUAUGGGUAGCUUAUUGCUGUGUCACCCUUCGACCUCUGUUUGGGGGAUUCACUUAGUCACUGACAUCCUGUCUUUUUUACGGUGCAACUCAUGUCUUUUUCCAGAGCAAAGGUUAUAAACUACAAAGUUGACUCAGAAUAUAUCAAUCAGCAUUCAAACCAUUUCAGUUUCUGAAAUGAAAACAAAAACACCAGGCAAGCCUGCGAAUGUGGGACGCCACAUUUUGCGUUUUUUUUAUAAAAAGUUGCUUUUUGUAAAGUCCUUCACUCAUGAAACCUCCAGAUCAAUAUAGAUAGAUCACUUUGAUAUUUGUUUUUUAGAAAAAUAUUACCAAAGUGGAGAUGGAGACAAUGGACAAAAAUAUACCCUUGAAUUGUGCGCGCUUGAAUUGCACUUGAUACAAUUCAUUGGACUAAUACUUGAAUGUGGAGUUGUUAGAGUUUGCCUUUUGUCUUAGACUUUGAACAAAAUUAAGUGGAUGUAUUUCAGAAUUAUGUUUACAUUGUCUUGCAACUGUAGAUCAGUAUGUUUUAUGAAUUAAGUUUUUAAAUCAGUGUGUUUAAGUUGGAAUUUAUGCUUGUAUCUUUUUGUGGAAAUCCCAUCCAGAUAGGAUGCAGGUGGCAUGGGGUCUGGCAUGAGAUCCUGAAGCAUGCAAUUAACACCUAAUCCCAAACCCAGUUUAAAAUUAUUUUUUGUACUUAAUGUGAACUUUAAUAAUUGUCACUGUGAUCGAUAAUUUACAAAUGGCCGGUUUUAAGUGGUUGUGAAAGUAUAAAGCUACUUUGUAGCAGUUACACCUCA
This is a messenger RNA of Stegostoma tigrinum, 1731 nucleotides long. It is a transcript of the gene prelid3a, whose product is annotated as PRELI domain containing 3A. Gene Ontology annotation, molecular function: phosphatidic acid transfer activity. NCBI's taxonomy places the organism in Eukaryota, Metazoa, Chordata, Chondrichthyes, Orectolobiformes, Stegostomatidae. The transcript has 7 exons. Gene Ontology annotation, biological process: phospholipid transport. The record is from RefSeq and is a predicted model, not a curated record. Gene Ontology annotation, cellular component: mitochondrial intermembrane space. The coding region runs from base 423 to 986 and encodes 187 amino acids.